Fusarium tjaetaba is the source of this 1026-nucleotide messenger RNA. RefSeq lists its product as uncharacterized. Bases 1 to 1026 code for a protein of 341 amino acids. Gene Ontology annotation, cellular component: membrane. Gene Ontology annotation, biological process: metal ion transport; transmembrane transport. The record is from RefSeq and is a predicted model, not a curated record. The transcript is spliced from 7 exons. Gene Ontology annotation, molecular function: cobalt ion binding; magnesium ion binding; cobalt ion transmembrane transporter activity. NCBI's taxonomy places the organism in Eukaryota, Fungi, Ascomycota, Sordariomycetes, Hypocreales, Nectriaceae.
AUGGAUGGUAUCAACAGUGAUUAUAUCACCGUCCACGAACUCAACCAGGACGGAUUACAGGACCCCAAACUCAUUUCCAUUGAGGGAUUUCUCAACGGAGGACUGGAAAGGUUUCGGGGCAAUGAUGAGAUCAAGCUAUCUUGCGGAGAGGCCGAAGCUAGCAUGUUAACCGAUGUUGGUGCGAGCAAAGAGGCGAGGAAAAUUGAGGAGAAAAAUAUCGAGUUUGAAGAUGACGUGGCGCAGAUGAGCCAAGUUAACAAUCCGAAACAGCAACCAUUACUUACACUCCUGGCCGCCAAGCAAACUACCUAUUUUCAAAGCUUUAGCUCAGCUCGUGAAGUAGGUGAGCUUAGCUCUGAGCAUCUCCACGGUCACCAAGAACUAGCGCUUGUUCUUGAGAUUGCUGAUAUUAUUGAUGAGCUCAAUAUGAUGCGCCAUCUGAUCCAGAAGCAAAGAGAAGUGUUGAAGUCUCUAAUAUUGGCCAUGAGAAUACUCAAUCCUGCGUCAGACUCAAAAACUGACCGGACAGGGGUGAUGUUCUCGAUAAACGAACCCGUUAUCUCUGGUAAUGGUGCAAUAAACGUUUUGACCAACCACCAUGACGGUCUCACAGAUCUGGCGGACUCAAUAAAGAUCUUGGCGCAAGGAAUCUCGGGCAGAUCUAGAGACAUCGUCAUUUCUACCGAUGACGACCUUCUCGCCAUCUACACCGAAUUGAAAAUCAUGAAGGAAGACGCAGAAUAUAACCACAAGAUGACUGCGGCUGCUCUUGCUGAAGCUCGGUCAACAACUCAACAGGGCCGCGCUAUUAUGCUUUUUACUAUUGUAACCAUCGUGUUUCUCCCAUUGUCUUUCUUUACAUCAUACUUCGGCCAAAACAUCUUCGAGAUAACUGGCGAUGAGAACAACCCUCAUGCUUGGGACUUGUGGCGAUAUGGCAUUGUCAUUCUUGCACCGCUUCUCGCCUACUGCACUGUCAAGCCUUGUUGGUCACUCAGGCGCACACGACGAAACUCCUCGGCCUAG